AUGGAAACCUGGUUUUGGAUUCUUGGCUGGGUUCUUUCAUUUCUAACCAUCACUGGAAAUGGAUUUACAAUCUUCCUCGUCUGCAGCAGACGGAAUCUCCGCACCAAAACCAACGCGUUUAUUGUUUCACUUGCAGUAGCGGAUUUCUGUGUUGGUUUGAGCGUUAUUCCUUCUCUGUUCGCAUGCGACAUUACAAACACCUGCGGCAGGCCUCAACAUUUGCGAUCUUGGGUGAAUGUUAUAAGGUGGUUAUUUAGUAACACGUCUGUUGCAAGCUUAUGCGGCUUAGUACUGGAUCGUUUUAUUGCCAUCGUCCAUCCUCUAAAAUACCUUACUUUGAUGACUCGCCGUCGAAUUAUUCAAGUUAUUUUCUUCUCUUGGGUUCUAACAGUUAGUUAUAAUGCGCUAAAGGCUACCCUUUUUAUUUUUUAUUUCAAAACAAUACCUGUCCCUUUUAUUUGGCUGACCAUUGUUUCCGAGUUUCUUCCGUGUGUUGUAUUAAUACUCUGCUUUGUAUCAAUGAUAUUUCAUGUAUGCAGGCAUGAUCAGUUAGCACGCACCUUAGCGAAACAGUUACGUUUUAACCAUCAGGUGUCGUUUAAAAUCCAUCACGAGAAGUCUGCAGUAAUAAUGAUGGGUCUGGUGAUAGGAGCGUUUCUUGUUUGCUAUGGGAUGCAUCUGCGUUGUAGUUUUCUAACACUAUCCUCAUCACGAUGUAAUGAUGAAAACUACAAAAUUCCUUUCUUGGUUUUAAACUCGGCCAUCAACCCGCUGGCUUAUGCCUUUUUCAAAAGAGACAUAAAGAAAGAGUUUAGACGACUAAUCGGUUGGGUGGUUUUCAAGAAAAGUAACCAAGUAGAGCCUUCCACUCAUUGUUAGAUCAUUUUUGAAGAACAGAGAUCUUAAUAUUAGUUGGCAGAACUGCCUUUGAUAGCGGAUUGUGUCAGGCAUCGCGGGCGGCAGUUUUGGAGCCGGCAAAUCCCUGGCGGUUUGUCUCAAAUCAUAGUUUAGAAACACUGGUGUUUAAGGAGGGUACAAGAACCAAAGGACGAUAAGAAUACAAUCCAGUACAUGUCAGGUGGUUUCUUGAAACGAUUCCGAGGUAUAUUAAAAGACUUGUUGGCGCUGUGUUUUAAAGGAAAUACAACAAUUUUAACCAAACCCUACGACAGGACGCGUGACUUAAUUUUGGAGGAUGUAGGGCUUAAAAGACGAUGAAAGGCUUGAGAAGAGACUGCCAGAUAGAUCUGUGACGCUGAAAGCGGAUUGGAAUUUGUAAAAAAAGGCGCAUGAGGAGAGAAAACAAGAACCUUUGGACCCUAAGAGAAUGCAAAAUAUUGGGGAAAGGAUCAAGUUCACACAGUGAUGGGAGGCGAAAGUUCUUAUUGGAUGGAACUUUUAGUAUCGUGAGAGUAUAAUUUUAUGUUCACAUCCUACUACCAGACACUUGGUUUCCCUUUUUCCAUUUUGGCGCACUGUUAAAAAAGAAAUAUUCUGCAUGAAUCGAGAAUCGAGUAGGAUCAUUUUUGAGCGUGUGAAUUAAGUAGUAGUUUAUUUAUCUUCCAAAUGCAAAUUAUUCCGAUCAAUUUAGCUUAGCCUGAAUGAAAUGUUUAAGAACUUUAGUACGAUCUGCAUCGACCAUACAGGUGUGAGUACCAGUUUAUUUCUCAUGACGAGAAAGGCCAUCGUUUUCUUUAGCAAACAAGUUUCCAAGCUGUUUCUUUGCUUUGAGUUUAACUUCUGGUAGCAUCUCAUAUAUAUGUAUUUUUUUCGACAGUCAUGCAAUUUUACCUACUCGCUUUUGAUUGGAUAGCGAAAACGAAAAAACUUCUUCUAAUAAAUUGCUGUCUAACUUUUGCCGUAAUUUGUAACACCUGUCGCAGUUUCUAAUAAAGAACUGUCGCAAAUAAGAAUACAAUGACCUCGCAGUUACUUAGUGAACUAAGUUGACAGUAAAUUGCAGUAAAGGGAUAACUCACGUGACUGACUUUGUCCCGUUUGACUGACAGAUGUUCUAGCGCUAUUGCCACGUGACGGUCCCCGUUUUCUCUAGCUCUUGUUAACUCAGGAAUACGUCAAUUUGAUAAAUGUGACCCUGCUUUUUACGCAAAAGCGUUAUUGCGGGCGUCAAGAUGAGCCCGCAAUCCUAAUCUCCCGGUUGUUAUGACGCUUGCGUCGCAUGUAUGUAGCCAGCAUUAGUUUGGACUUGCACUAAGAAUGAAUAGAAUGCACAGAACGCAAUUUGAUCACUCGCGUCUCGACCUUCUGCCCCUCGUAAUCUGAUCACGCGUGUUUUAAUCAUAUGUCACGUGAAACGUACGCAAAGCACAGCGAUGGAGCAAAAGCGUUUUGACCUUCGAUUGUUGUCGCCCACACUCCCUAAGCUUUGGUUAUUACUAGUUACUAAUUAUUUCACAUGCGUCACAUGUAUGUAGCCAGCAUUCGUUUGGACUUCCACAAAGAAUGAAUCGAAUAUACAGAAGGCAAUUUGAUCACGCGUGUUUUGACCUUCUAUCACUCGUAAUCUGAUCACGCGUGUUUUGACUAUCUCUCACGUGAAACGCACGUAAAGCACACUUAAGCACAGUGAUGGUGAAAAAGCGUUUUAACCUUCGAUCGUUGCCGCCCGCACUCAGUAACCUUUAGUUAUUACUAGUUUGUAAUCUAUGGUUGAUAAGAACUUCCUUUAACCUGUCCGGGCCACAACCAGAUCUGGAUAUAUGAUGAGGUCACCCACAUUUGCAAAAUGGCGCCCACGCCGAGAAACAAGGGAAGGUCACUUCCAGGCUCUUAGCUGCGCCUAGAGGUGUCUUUUCCCCAUACUACUUUGAGAGCGGUGACUUUAGACGAUGCGAAAUCAGGGGUGUGAAGAAAAAAUGCCGUCCGAUGAACCUUUGUGCGUUCUUGAGAGGUAAAACGACCGAGCGCGAGAGUUUUUCAGCUCAAAGAAAUGCCGGACAAGGCACAAAACAUCUAAAAAAAGAAAGUGAGUUUCAAUUUUCUGAUCCUUGAAAAAAUUUUUUUUGAAAUCUAAAUAAAAUUUGCUUGUUGAUGGUGGUCUUUUUGGUGUAGUGCAUAGCGAAUUCAAAUAGUGCUGUGCUUUGGAAGAUGCAACAGUCAGUUGCGCUGGUUUUCAUUGUAACGCCAUGUUUAUUUUAUGUUAUCUUGCAGUCGGAUGGAAAAGCAAAAGCAACUUGUUUUUGUGGCAAAAAGAUGCCGCCGGUUUGUUCGUGGAGAACCGUAACCAUGGUCUUGCCUGAUGAUCAAAAAGUGGCAAUAACAAAACAGUUCAAACACUGUUAAGCUUAUUCAAAAGCUAUUCAGCUAUUAUCAAGGAAGGGAAUACGCGCUCCAGUCAGAAGACUCGCAUUUAUAGAAAAACACCAAGCUGGAGUCUACUGAGUCAUAAUGCAUUUCUCCAUAGUUGAUGCAGCUUCAGCUGAAGCUGCACUUAAUUCUUAUAAUUUUGUAUCUGUAAAUCACUAUCCGUGAUAAUUUAACAUCCUGCAAAGAAAACUCAUGAGCUGGGCCCAGCGUGAUACAACUUUGCAAAAAAAAACAACCUGAUUUUUAUUCACAUUCACGGAGUAACAAAAAUCGCUUAGUUAUUCAGAUCCAGAAGGCACUUUGGAGAAAAUUAGAACCCUUAUUCAGCCGUAAUAAAAUGCUUUACGCUUCAAAAACUGAGGUCGCAGAAAAUGCUAUUGCAUUAGAAGGAAAAUCCUUCAGACCAGAUACAAAAACCACAGUAAAUCGAUACGUGUGCCACUCUCAGUGUGAAACAAGCGGCUAAAAACACAAUUGCUCAGUGAAAAUGUGCAACCUUCCAGAUCAUAGUUUACCCAGCAGAGGAAAAAAACGUAAUUGGAACGAGCAGCGUUUUGGCAUGAGGUAAAAGUCGUGUAGGCCUACCACCCCACUUUAUUGCUAUUAGAACACGAUAAAGUCCACCUCUGAACUGGUGAAUGGUAUUUUAUUAUUUUCAUCAAUAAUGGGGUUUUGCAACACGAAAAGACAGACAUUGAUUAAUUACUGUUUACGACCCUUCGUUAGUGCAAUUUACAGAAAUUUUAUUUCUUUUUUUACCUUCGCAUAUUAAUCCAAAGUGUUUGACGAUUUAAAUAUUGAAAAUUAAUAUUCAGUACUUCUUCGAUCGCAAUUAGAUGUUAGCACGUAUGGUAGUGUUCCCGAAGAAGCAUAGAACACACUACUCUAGGCGGAAGCGGUGCUCGCAAAAAGUACUCCAAACACGACUUCUUUAUACCUUUCCACUUAAAAUGUAUCAGUAUUUCAAGUAUUCAAAUUCCCUGCUUCGGGUCUCUUGAUAUCAGAAGUCCAGGCGUUUUGACAGAAACCUUCCUCGAUAAUUAUCAUGUUGAUAUUUGUAAAUCGAACGCUAAGACGCAUAAAAUCAUCUCGCUUAAUCGGUUUGAUAUUGCAUGCUGUUACUUUUCUUCAAGGAACAUCCCAGCCAUAGCGCUCUUUGCUUCGACAUUUCUGUCGACCUUAGUCCUUAGGCGGUCAAAUCAAUGUUUUGGUUGCCGUCUGGACCAAUCACACUGCAGGAAAUUAUAUAUCCAGAUCUGGUUGUGGCCCGGACUGUUAACUGUUAACACGAAUGGAGACCUGGUUUUGGAUUCUCUGCUGGUUUCUUUCAUUACUGACCAUCACUGGAAAUAAAUUGAAAAUCUUCCUCGGCUCAUUUGCAGCAGACGAAAUCUCCGCACCAAAACCGACGCGAUUAUUCUUUCCCUCGCCGUGGCAGAUUUCUGUGUUGUAGUUGAGCGGAACUCCUCCUCUAUUUUUCUGCGACAUUACGGCAAAAACACCUGCUACUGGCCUCAACAUUUGCUAUCUUGGGUGAAUUUUAUAAGGUGGCUGUUUAGUAACACUUCCAUUGGAAACUUAUACAGUUUACAACUAGAUCGUUUGAUUGCUAUCGUCUAUCCUCUAAAGUGCAUUUCUUUAAUUUAUGACUCGUCGUCGAAUUGUCCGUUAGCUAUUUUCUUCUUUUGGACUAUAACAUUUGGUUUUGUGGUGUUUCAGUUUUCAUUUCGUUUUAGUUUAAAAACGAGUCUUGCCACUGCUCCUUUUAACUGGCUGUAUAUAAUUUCACUCGAGAUCUUCCCAUGUGCUCUGAUUAUAACCAGUUUUGUAUCAAUGAUUUUUCAUGUAGGCAAGCAUGAUCGGUCAGCACGCACCUAA
Molecule: messenger RNA, 5205 nt
Organism: Porites lobata
Lineage: Eukaryota; Metazoa; Cnidaria; Anthozoa; Scleractinia; Poritidae
Source: the annotation of a GenBank genome assembly